This is a messenger RNA of Armigeres subalbatus, 3961 nucleotides long. RefSeq names its product transmembrane GTPase Marf (gene Marf). Gene Ontology annotation, cellular component: mitochondrial outer membrane. NCBI's taxonomy places the organism in Eukaryota, Metazoa, Arthropoda, Insecta, Diptera, Culicidae. Gene Ontology annotation, biological process: mitochondrial fusion; mitochondrion localization. The record is from RefSeq and is a predicted model, not a curated record. Bases 743 to 3118 code for a protein of 791 amino acids. The transcript is spliced from 10 exons. Gene Ontology annotation, molecular function: GTP binding; GTPase activity.
GUGAGAAGAAAAGUUACAUCACGCAUGUUGUCAGAGAAAAAGUGCAUCGUCGUGGAAAUUUCGCAUCAAUUUAGAUUUUGAUUUGCGUUUGAAAAAGUAAGAAAUUCUACUCCAUUUAGUAAACCAAGUGUUCUAGUGGUGUUGCCGUACAUUUGAGUGCAUAUAUCGAAAUGAAGUAGUCCACGGGGAAACUUAAACAAAGACCAAUUUGCACCUACGCUAUUUCUUCCGUCGAUUAUGUCCGAAUCGAAGCAGUUGUUUCUUUAAGUUAUCAAAAUAUAGUUAUCGGAUCAAGUGGCAUAAUUCAACUGAAGAAGCAUUACUAGCACCUGCUGAUUUUGACUAUUGGUUUCUAGUGAUCUGAAACAUUAUUAGUAGAAAAAGCUUAUUUCCCCACCAUAGGUUUUUUAUUUAUCCGACGCACCCAAUCAGCAGAAACGUUUUUGAGCCAACAAUUUCUUUUCUUUUUCUCUGAUAUGUGUACGUUGUUGUAGGAAAAUAUUCGAAACCAAGCCGAAACAAACGAGUUUAUUUCUAAUCAGCUUCUUUUUGCUACUAUUAUGCCUCUCGUCAUCAUCGCCGAUCAAAUUUAACAAACUUGGCAACUUGAAUAUUUUGAAAUCGGUCGAAUUGUGUCGCGUUGUUUCGCACAUUUCAAAAACUUCUUGUUCGAACGGUGAAACAAACAAACCAAAAACUGCAAUCGAAUACAAAUAUCCGUGAAAAUUGAAAACAUUUGCGAAUGGCCGCCUAUCUGAACCGUACCCUUUCGAUGGUGACGGGCUCCACGAAUGGGCCGGCUUCGUCGUCGGGCUACGACACGGCCGCGCUGAUCGAUGCGAACACGUCGUCGCCGCGGGGUUUGCACUCGGCGGCCAUUGGGGGUGGUGCCGGACACAACGAUGUCUCGCCGCUGCAGAUUUUCGUCCGAGCCAAGAAGAAGAUCAACGACAUUUUUGGCGAAAUCGAAGACUAUGUGGCGGAAACAACCGGAUUCAUUGAAGCACUCCCGACGAUGGUGGAAAUUGUCGAUAAGGCCGAAUCGGAACAGUUCAAGAGUUAUGUGUUCAAGGUGUCCGGCAUUCGAGAAGUCCUCGCUCGCGAUCACAUGAAGGUUGCGUUCUUUGGGCGCACCUCCAAUGGCAAAAGCUCAGUGAUCAACGCUAUGUUGCGGGACAAAAUUCUACCGAGUGGCAUCGGUCAUACAACCCACUGUUUCUGCCAAGUUGAGGGCAUUGAUGGCGAUGAGGCUUAUCUGGUCAAGGAAGGUUGCGAUGAGAAGCUGAACGUUACGUCGAUCAAACAACUCGCCAACGCAUUAUGCCAGGAAAAACUUUCGGAGAGCUCAAUGAUUAGGAUAUUCUGGCCUCGAAAGCGAUGCAACCUCCUCCGAGAUGACGUGGUGUUUGUCGAUUCUCCCGGUGUUGAUGUUUCACCAAAUCUGAACGAUUGGAUCGAUAACUUUUGCUUGAAUGCCGACGUUUUUGUACUGGUGCUGAACGCAGAAUCAACUAUGACCUUGGCGGAAAAACACUUCUUCCACGAAGUAUCAACUCGGCUGUCAAAACCAAACAUUUUUGUGCUGAAUAACCGAUGGGACGCGUCUGCUUCGGAGCCGGAGUUUCAAGAAUCGAGGGACCUGGAUAAGGUCAAAGCACAACACCAAGAACGAUGCGUGGAUUUUCUCGUUAAGGAGUUGAAGGUUGCGUCCGCCAAGGAGGCUGAAGAACGUGUAUUUUUCGUAUCUGCUCGUGAAACCUUGCAGGCCCGUCUGAAGGAAGCCGAAGGACUACCAGCAAUAGCCGGUGCCUUGGCCGAGGGUUUCCAAAACCGGUUCUUCGAGUUCCAGGACUUUGAACGGAAGUUUGAGGAAUGCAUCUCCAAGAGCGCUGUUCGAACCAAAUUCGAACAGCACAGCUCUCGCGGUAAGAGCAUUUCCACUGAGAUGCGAACUAUGUUGGACAAUAUUUAUGACAGGGCGAACGUCUUGCGCAAUCAAAAGCUUGAGCAAAAGAAAAAGCUAACCGACCGGAUUGCCAAUACCGAAACCCAGUUGAUGCAAGUGACACGUGAGAUGAAAAUGAAAAUUCACAACAUGGUGGAGGAAGUCGAACAGAAGGUAGCAAAAGCACUGAACGAAGAAAUUUGGCGGCUGAAUGUGCUGGUGGAUGAAUUCAAUCUGCCGUUCCACACAGAUGCAUUGGUUUUGAAUGUUUACAAGAAGGAAAUCAAUGCCCAUGUAGAAAGUGGCCUGGGUUCAAACCUGAGGGCGCGACUCAGCACAGCCUUAGCCAUGAACGUUGAAACGGCACAACGGGAAAUGACCGACCGCAUGACGGCACUUGUACCAACGGACAAGGUCAUAACCCACACGCACCACGUCGUUGCGCGGAACCAACCAUUCGAAAUGUUGUACACGCUGAACUGUCAGAACCUGUGUGCCGAUUUUCAAGAAGAUUUGGAGUUCCGUUUUUCCUGGGGAGUUACUGCGUUCAUUGCAAGGUUCAAUGGAAAAAUGCGUGCGAAUAACAAAAAAGCCAUCACACACAAUAGGCAAAGUAGCAAUAUGAAUGUGUCGCAAAUUAUGUCUCCUACUUCACCAAUGUGUCUUGUGCCCGAAAACGAAUUGAUCACAGAAGAACAGUUGUCGGUGAUAUCAAAAGUGGCAAUAGCUUCGAUCGGAUCGCAGGGUACACUCGGACUGCUAGUUGCUGGAGUGCUGCUUAAAACAAUUGGCUGGCGAGUGAUUGUGGGCGCCGGAAUCCUCUAUGGUAGCGUAUAUUUGUACGAGCGUCUAUCCUGGACCAACGCCGCCAAGGAGAAGAACUUCAAGAACCAGUACGUGCAGCAUGCAACACGGAAACUAAAACUGAUAGUUGACCUAACCUCGGCCAACUGCAGCCACCAGGUGCAACAGGAACUGUCCAGCACUUUCGCCCGAUUGUGCCGCGUGGUCGAUACUGCUAGCACGGACAUGAACACCGAACUGAAGGACAUCGAAACCUCCCUGGCCGUGAUCGAGGCCAACCAAAAGCAAAUCAAGGUGCUCAGCAAUAAGGCUAACUUUAUCCAGCGUGAAUUGGAAAUCUUCGAUAGCAACUACAUCAAAGAGAAUUAAUAAUGGACCUACUUGUAUGCAGAAGGUCAAAGAAAAGCGUAGAUUUGUUGUAUUUUUCAGGUCGGUAGAAGCAAUUUAUUGUCACUCGAACCGGUAUCAAAACCAAACAAAUUUUGCAAUGUAGAUUGAUGUGACGAAAAGUUUUGUUACUUAGAACUAUUAUUGUUUCUUUGUCACUCAUUUUACCUGAUUCGAUACAUUAAGUCAUUGCUAGAUUUAUAUUUUUUAAAUGUAACUUGCUUUAGUUCCAUUAUUUUCUUUAGUUGCUGUGUACCAACAAGUUUGGUUAAAUAGAUAGUUAUCGUCACCCAAAGCAAGAAUCUACACUACAACCGAAUAUGUAAUAACGCAAACAUUAUUGAAAAAAGUGAGUGAAACUUACUAAGAGAAUGCGCUAGUGAACAAUUAACAUAAUAUAUUUCAACCUAACUGUGUAUAAUAUAUCUUAAGACUGUACUAGGAGGAGUGAACCAUUUUCUGUAAAAAAAAGUCUUUGCUGUCUCCCGCCGUUACAGAUGAAAUAAGAGGCAGUUUUUUGUUGAAAGUAGUUAAUAGCAGUUGUAAAAAUAAAUGUAGUCUAUCAGAAAAAAUUGAAAUCGGAUUAUAGACAAAACAUAGAUUAGGCUGGCCGCGAAACAUAUGUUAGAAAUAGAACGCAUCCAUGGUUUUUUUUAACUGUUAGACUACACAGCAUAAACAUGUUUUUUUUUUUUAAUUUCGAUCAAGCUGUGUUGGGCAUUAAUAACAGAAUUUUAGUUUCACGAUUCAACACGAAUAAAAUAUUUUCAAAAACCUAUAGAAUUGGUGUAAAAAAAUGAUCAAAGCUAAUUAAAAAAUUGAAAA